GUGGAGGGGAGGGCGGAGGGAGGAGUUUGACUCUGCUGCACGAGCAUGAAAGCUGCCCGAAUGUGACAAUUAACCUCCACGCACGCACGCACAGGACAUCAGGCGCAGGUGCGUGGACUCGCUCCCCACGCAGCUGAGCGAGCCUUCCGUUGAUGACGGGACGUUGGCGCCUUUGGAGGCGAAAACAACAGCGAGGAGGAGAGAGGAUAACGUGUUUUGUUUUUGUGUAAGCCCCCGCCACCUACCUUCACUCCACUCAUCUCCACGGGACAACAUGCACGCCGGAGUGGGAGCCUGCUCGCUUGUCUUAUUCUUCCCUCGCCCAAUUGAAUCGUUGAGCUACUGAAACGACGACCUCAUCUCGGCUGGGUUUUUUGUAAAACACUUUUAAAAAAAAAUAAAUAAUAAUAAAAUUAUAAUAAAAAGGAAAAAAAAGAGUUAAACCGGUCGCCCUCUUCGGCUAAUUUCAAGGACGGCGGCCAAGGGAAAAAAAAAUAAAUUAAGGAAAUAAAAGUGGCUGACGGGAGGAGGAAGGAGCCAUGGAGCGGGACGACAGCGUGAAGGCGCCCAAGAAGAAGAAGAGCAUCAUGGCGAAGAUGUUCAAAGUUCGCAAAAGGAGGGAGAUGCUCUUUGUACAGGUGUGCUUCAUCUGCAGUGCCCUCUUCGUGGCGUGGACUAUGUCGGCGCUGUUGACCAAAACAGGCCACGGCAUGAUAAUGCAGGACCAUCCCGACCCGGAGCGCUGGGGGAGGCGGCUAAUGGCAUCAGCGGCCGAAAAUGAAACUGAGCCCAAGAACUGUUCAGCACCAGCAAUACAUGAGUUCCCCGAUGACCUUUUCACCAACAACGAGCGAAAGAACGGCGCCAUCCUGCUGCACAUCGUGGCGGCCCUCUACAUGUUCCUGGCCCUCGCCAUCACGUGUGACGAGUAUUUUGUCACGUCACUGGAGAAUAUAUGUGAGAAACUACAUCUUAGCGAAGACGUCGCCGGCGCCACCUUCAUGGCAGCUGGCAGCUCUGCGCCUGAGCUUUUUGCUUCAGUCAUCGGUGUCUUCAUCACCCAUGGCGACGUGGGGGUGGGAACCAUUGUUGGCUCAGCCGUCUUCAACAUCCUUUGCAUCAUCGGAGUCUGCGGCAUUUUUGCUGGACAGGUGGUGAUGCUGACCUGGUGGGCAGUUUUCCGAGAUUCCUUCUAUUACAUUCUGUCUGUCAUUGCUCUUAUUGCAUUCAUCUAUGAUGGGAAGAUUGUGUGGUGGGAGAGUUUAGUGCUGGUGGUCAUGUAUGCAGGAUACAUUCUGGUCAUGAAGUUCAACUCCAGCAUGCAGGCUUUCUUCAUGGGAAGCUCCAAGAAGAACGUGGCCAACGGUAACGCAGCGACCAGCAGUGAGAUGGAGGACGGUAAUGCACCUUAUUAUUGGGAUGACAACACGUCAGCGCCCUUACUCGGAUCAGUGAAGCCCACUAAAGCUUACAGCCGUGGCUCAGUGGUGAUGGUGGACGAGAUCAUGAACGCCAGCCCGUCCAAGUUCCGCUUUCCCGAAGCGGGCCUUCGGGUCAUGGUCACCAGCCACUUUGGACCCAAGACCCGCCUGCGCAUGGCGAGCCGCCUCAUCAUCACAGAGCGCCAGAAGUUGGUCCUGGCGGCCAACGGCGUGGAGACACAAGGGAUUGAUGGCAAGACGGACAUCGAGAACGGCAACGUGCCCGAGGACAAAACCGACAAGGAGGAGGAAGAAAGCGGCAUCUCCCCGUUUGGUAUUCCUAAGGGAUGCGGCAACAAGAUCAAGUGGCUGAUCUCAUGGCCUCUGCUGCUCUUGUUGUUCCUCACCGUCCCAAACUGUGGCAAGCCACGCUGGGAGAGAUGCUUCAUGGUCUCCUUCAUCCUCUCGACUGUCUGGAUCGCAAUCUUCUCCUACCUGAUGGUCUGGAUGGUGACCAUAAUUGGCUACACUCUGGGAAUCCCUGACGUCAUCAUGGGAAUCACCUUCCUGGCAGCGGGCACCAGCGUCCCCGACUGCAUAGCCAGUCUCAUUGUGGCUCGCCAAGGUUUGGGAGACAUGGCCGUGUCCAACACAAUUGGAAGUAACGUGUUUGACAUUCUAGUGGGACUGGGCGUCCCCUGGGCGCUCCAAACUAUGUGUGUUAACUACGGAUCAGAGGUGAUGAUCAACAGUCGAGGACUUGUGUAUUCGGUGGUGCUUCUGCUGGGAUCUGUGGCCCUCACAGUCCUGGGCAUCCACCUGAACAAGUGGCGUUUGGACCUGAAGCUGGGCAUCUAUGUUCUGGUCCUGUACGCGGUCUUCCUCUGCAUCUCGGUCAUGAUCGAAUACAACGUGUUCACCUUUGUUAACCUGCCCAUGUGCUUUGACGAGUAACUCUCGCCGUGCAGCAGCAAGGACACCAAAACAAUCCUCACAGGCCCAGAGUCCCUCCCCCGUUCAAAAAUACCAGACCCAUCUCUUUUCGUCACUCUGAAUCUGUUUAUCCCCGAGUCUGUCCACGAGGUGGCACACUUGAGCCGUUCUGACUCUUGUCCUCGCUCACACAGUGCCAGUCCUUGAUGCUCAUUUGGAGCGUUGCCGCAGUACUGCUGCCCACCUGUCUACUGUGUCCACCCAUUAGCAUGCCUUUAGCUGUCUGAGGUGGGGAGGGGCCAGAAUAAUAGUGCCCCCCCCCCACACUCCCCUUUUCACCAUAUCACUAUUUCACAUUGACAGAAUCCUCACAAGGUUUACUGAGAACUCCAGGACCCAAAGAGACAAGCACACUCUUUUUAUUUUAUUUUAUUUGGUGCCCCCUCCCUUUGGGGGGAGGGCCAUGUGUUUGGCAGCUCCCCUCCUCCAGCCUCCAACUUGACACCAGGAACUAAAAACCACCUGCAAUCUUGAACGUUGAAGUGUAUGCACUUUUUUUUCUUUUUCUGUUUGCAUUUAUUUAUUUUUUUCCCAAAAUCCCUCCAUCUUUUGUGGAAAAUGGAGGGAGACCAAGUUUGCAACUAUCUUUCACUCCAAACAACUUUGUACGCGAGACCGCUUCUUGUGCUGGAUGGAGCUUUUGAACGGCCGCCGCCGGGGUGCCGCGUUCUCUCAGCUGCGACUCGCCGCUCUGCCCGACGCACAACUUCAGAGGAACCGUCUCUAGAUCAGUGCGAUGGAUUUGUAUUUGAUUUUUGCAAUCAACUUUUGAGACAAAGGAACUAGACAGCUCUCUUCAUACUGACUGUCUGCUAGACCACCCCCUGGCAGGUAGGGGGUGCCAAUCAUAGCCACCAGUUAUCAGGGACAGCUUUUUUUUUGGGGGGGGGGGGGCUGCCUGUCAUGUUGAUGUGAGUUGUAUGUAGAUACUGCACUUUAACAGCCAUCCUCUCAUUCUAAAUCAACUAGUGCUUCCUUUGGGGUGUGUGUGUGUGUGUGUGUGUAAACCGACUGGAGCCCGGUGAAUCCAAUGAGCACACCCGCCUCUUGUCCGCAGUGCAUGCUGGGAUGUUAAAUGCAGUGUCCGUCCCCUCCCUCCCUUGAAGCACAGCGUAAAGGCUGCUUAUUCCCGUCAGGCGUCUCCAUGGCAACUGCCUGGUCCAGUUUUACACACACAAAAAUAAGUUUAAAAAAUCGGCAGCUACACUGCAAAAUUGCAAGCGAUGAGCCGAGCUACAGAGAAUUGCGACAAAGUGGUGUGGGUGGGAUAUUCCUGUGCCACACAUGGUGGUAGGCACUUGUAUAUGCAAUCUCAAUGUCAUGACUUUGUGUGUUUGUGUGCGUGCGUGCGUGACAUGAGGCCCCUGCCAGGUUUCAUGAUGUUGUCCGUCUAGUACUAAAUGUGAGCUCACAGGUGUGCUUUUUUUUUUUUUUUUUUUUUUUUUUUUUUUUAAAAAAAGGUUUUUUAUGAUUGCUGUUGAAAUGAUGGACACUUGGUCCUUUUUUUUCCACAAAGAGCCAAAAGAAGCAACAUGGUGGACCAAUGUUUUUUUUUGUUUGUUUUUGUUUUUUGGGACUGUCACUUUAAGAGGACCUGGUGGAGAGUACUUGGGGACAAAGUUGGACCCACCCUUAACAUGCUUCUCCAUUUCACUCCUGGAUGGAGGUGACCAUCUGUACAUACACCUUUUUUUUGUCUGGAAGCAGCACUCUACUCGUUUUGAGUCCAAAUGCACAUUUUCUUUUUCUUGUCAAUGCUGCUCUAUGCGGUCCUAUCUUGGUUGCCAGGUUGGAGUUUUGUCCUCCUUGUUGUUGAGCUUGCGUUUGUCAGCAAGUCUUUUUUUUUUUCUGGAGGAAGGAAAGAAAGAAUUCUUUGAUGCAGACCGGAUGGAAGUCCUGUGUAUAAAAAAAACUGCGCAGACGGCUUGGAAAGGUGACGGGAACACAAGGACUCGUGUGUAUUUAUUUGAUUGAAUGCGACCUGAUGCACUGUGAGCUCAAUGUGAUGUGGGAGUUGUCAACAAUAACUGAUUAACAAAAGUCUAUUUAAUGUAAAGUUAGUUACUAUAAUAAAAAAAAUACUGUAUAACUUAUAUGAAUGUAUUGUCUUGCUAUACUGGACAUCUCCAACCAAUGCAUUUUACUGUAAAGCAAUAAUGUGAAGAAAAAAAAUAAAAUGGCAAAUAUGUUCCUCUA
This is a messenger RNA of Phyllopteryx taeniolatus (common seadragon), 4610 nucleotides long. It is a transcript of the gene slc24a4b, whose product is annotated as solute carrier family 24 member 4b. The transcript is spliced from 17 exons. Gene Ontology annotation, cellular component: membrane. Lineage: Eukaryota; Metazoa; Chordata; Actinopteri; Syngnathiformes; Syngnathidae. Bases 540 to 2375 code for a protein of 611 amino acids. Gene Ontology annotation, biological process: calcium ion transmembrane transport; intracellular calcium ion homeostasis. The record is from RefSeq and is a predicted model, not a curated record. Gene Ontology annotation, molecular function: calcium, potassium:sodium antiporter activity; calcium channel activity.